Messenger RNA from Eimeria maxima, 534 nucleotides. RefSeq lists its product as hypothetical. The coding region runs from base 1 to 534 and encodes 177 amino acids. Lineage: Eukaryota; Apicomplexa; Conoidasida; Eucoccidiorida; Eimeriidae. The transcript is spliced from 3 exons. The record is from RefSeq and is a predicted model, not a curated record.
AUGAAGACCAAUACAGCAACAACAGCAGCAACAGCACCAAUCGAAGCAGCAGCAGCAGAGGAAGCAGCAGCAGCAGCAAAUAACACCAGCAGCAGCACCACCAGCACCAGCAGUCGCCGGUGCAGCAACCAGCCGCAGCAGCAGCAGCAGCAGCAGCAGCAGCAGCAGAAGCAGCAUCAACAACAACAGCAGCAACACUAUCGGCGCGGCGAGCUGCAGCAGCAGCAGCAGCAACAGCAGCAGCAGCGGGAGCCGCAGCCUCUGUUGUUGUGUGCGCACUCAAAAGUGGUGCAAUGCAACAUAACAAGUGCAGCAGCAGCAGCAUUAGCAGCAGCAGCAUUAGCAGCAGCACCACUAGCAGCAGCAGCACCAGCAACCACCUUCGGUGGUCAGCCACUCAUUUUCGUGGUUAAUGGUGCAGCAGGAACAGCAGCAGCAGCAGCAGUGACAGCAGUCAGCAGCACAAAGGACAACUGUCUUACCAACGGCAUCUCCACCUGCAGCAGCAGCAGCAGCAGCAGCAGCAGCAGGUAG